AUGCCGGCCUUCCUGCUUGUACUGGUGUUCGGCUAUCUCCCGCUGUGGACACAUUGCGACGUAUGCGAAGAGGAUGACUUGAAGGUGGUGUUUCUCCAGACCCAAGUCAGAAUUGCUUCUUCUACUCCCGCACUGAAACCUCUGGGCCACAGCUUCUAUUCAACUGACCCAGCACGUUCGGCCGCCUGGUGGCUGAGAUAUAGCACUUCUCAGCCACUGCCUGCAGCGUCCCAGAGCCUUCUGAACCUAGUCGGCGUGGCAGAAGCAGAGGAGGCUUCUGCGGUUCAGGUCCGGGAUUCAGAGGGCCCAGCUGGGCAACUCUACUUCCUCAAGGUGCCAAGUUGGAGGAGCCCUGAGAAUUUGACCAUGGCGGACUUCGUGAAAGCAGCCGAGAUGUCAUGGUCGACCGUGAUGACUCGACGCCAGCUUUAUAGCCCUUGGACGGACUUCCACGUCGGGCAUAAGAUGAGGACGAUGAAACCUCGUCAAUUUCAGGAGGACGAUGUCCCCUACCAGUACUACAUACCUGAUCCAGAUCUCAGCCGGGGAUGGAGAAUCAUACGGGCCUACGUCCCGAACACCACCUGGACGGUGGAGUGGCUGGCGCAAUUCUACGAUUCGGAGAAAGAGGAGCUCAAUGAGGCCUGGCAAACCCAAGAUCCGGACCACUGCCGGGGCCAGGACGACAGAGAUAAGAGAGACACAUGGUGGAAGAGCACGUUUGGUGUGGCCAACGCCUCCCUGGCCCAAGACUUUGCCAUCAAGGUCCUCGGCGCCGUGCCUGCAGGCCAGCCAUUUCCGUGGCCACCGCGUCCGGACUGCCUAGCCGCACAAUGGGUCACGCUGCCUUACGAUGGCGAGGAGUGGAAGGCAUUGCAGAUGCACUUUGUUGAGAACCCUGUCUACAGCUGCACCUUGCACGACCUUCCCGAGCUCCUUCGACAUCAGCGAGAGUUUGUUCAAAGCCAUCCAGACUGUAUCAACAGCUUCAUGCUCAACAGCCUGGUCUUGGAGACACGAUCACUGGAUCCCUUCAUCCGACGCCUAGCUGAGACCUCUACGCCGCACUUUGUCUUCAAGGUCUCUGAUGUCUUUGCCCUCAUCUUCUCUUUUCCGGGCAAUGAGAUGGUGACCCUUCAGAUACGCAGUCAACAUGUCAGCGUUGUUUCACCAAAACCCGUGAGGUUUUGCACUUAG
Symbiodinium necroappetens is the source of this 1197-nucleotide messenger RNA. Lineage: Eukaryota; Dinophyceae; Suessiales; Symbiodiniaceae. The record is from the annotation of a GenBank genome assembly.